GCUUGAGCAGGUGGGACCAGAGAGAGAGAACAAGCCACUUUUGCAGCAGCCUGGCCCGUCACUUCUGCGGCAUGGAUCUCCAGAAGGUGCUGUCCAGAAUGGUUCUUUUCCUGCUUUUUCUUUAUCUGUCACCGCUAGGAGGUCGCUCUCACCCUCUGGGCAGUCCUAGCCAGUCUCCGGAUCAAGUCAAAAUGCAGACGCUGCUGGACCUGCUGAGGGAAAAGGCACAGGAGAUGGCCCAGGGGCAGCUCCUGAAGGACCGAGAUCCCACAAAAGCCCCUCCCAAAAGCACCCUUGCAUCUCAAGACAGCACCCUCCAGGACCUGCAGAGACUUCGAAACACCAAGAAGAUGCAUAAUUCGGGCUGCUUUGGGCACAAGAUAGACAGGAUCGGCUCCGUCAGUCGUCUGGGCUGCAAUGGUGAGCUCCUACCUUGCCGUUUCACUGCAAGCUGCACCCCAGCACCCCACCCUCCCAUCCGCAUGCACGCCGCCAGCAGAGGCCCCUAGGUUUGCUACCUGGAGUCCUUGCACAGCCCUCCACUUUGCUGACAGUUUUCAGAACCAAGGCAGCCUGUCAGGAAAUGUCACAUGGGAGUUUCAUAACGUUCUCCCAGGUGACCACCUUCCAUCCCAGGGGUCAGAUGCUCCUCAGGGUGCAGACUGCCUGUUGGUUGACCACCCCUCCAUAGGGCAAAAGGAGUUCUGAGCAUUUCCCCUAUCUCCCACCCCCUUUCUCCAAACUGAACUGUCAACGGCAAAGAGCACAAUCGACCUCCUUUACAGUAGAAACUAAGUCCCAAUGAGGUAGCUUUUUUCCAGAGCCGUAAACGUCAACUCCCUCUGGGGACCGCAGGUGGA
Messenger RNA from Chionomys nivalis (European snow vole), 860 nucleotides. It is a transcript of the gene Nppb, whose product is annotated as natriuretic peptide B. The coding region runs from base 72 to 509 and encodes 145 amino acids. The transcript is spliced from 2 exons. The record is from RefSeq and is a predicted model, not a curated record. Gene Ontology annotation, molecular function: hormone receptor binding; hormone activity. NCBI's taxonomy places the organism in Eukaryota, Metazoa, Chordata, Mammalia, Rodentia, Cricetidae. Gene Ontology annotation, biological process: cGMP biosynthetic process; negative regulation of systemic arterial blood pressure; neuropeptide signaling pathway. Gene Ontology annotation, cellular component: extracellular region; cytoplasm; nucleus.